Messenger RNA from Staurois parvus, 741 nucleotides. The record is from the annotation of a GenBank genome assembly. NCBI's taxonomy places the organism in Eukaryota, Metazoa, Chordata, Amphibia, Anura, Ranidae.
AUGGAGAAGGCGGAGUCUGAUCACCUGCUGCGGAGACCCCGCGGUCGCCCGAACAGACGCGGCUCCAGGGACGACCUUGACGUGUCGGUGGUGUUCCCGGGCCGGGUGACCAGAGAGAGCUGCUGCCGCUUCACCUGCGAGCUUCUGAAACACAUCCUGCACCAGAGACACCAACUGCCCCUCCCCUACGAGGAGCUACUCCGCUUCUGCCAGAGGCAACAGUCCAGGGAGGGAGAAGUCAUCAGGAGACCAACGAAGGGAGAAGUAUCGGAUUCCCGCCAGUGUCAGCGUUCUAUGUCAGACUUGGAGGAGCUGCUGGCCCAGCUGGAGACCUUCUUUAUCCUGACGGCAGUUCCUCGGGUCCUCCUGCUGUUGGGAGGAUCUGUAGUGAGCCCCAAGGAGAUGUAUGUGAUAGACAUGGAGGGUGUACAGGUGGGCAAUGGAGAGGAGAGCCUGAGCACGCGGCCUUGUCUCCGGCAGCUUUUCCACACCAUCUUCCUGGCUGACCCGUUCAGUGAUCUCCGCUCCACCACCCUCAUGAGCGUGGUCAUACUGGUGCAGGGACACAGGGACUGCGGCACAGAGUGGUUCCGGCCUAAACUAAACUACAAAGUGCCUAUUCGGGGCCACACACUGACAGUCAGAAUGUCCUGCGGUGCAUCAGAGACCCCCGACGCCUAUAGCAAUGAGGAGUAUAUCUGGUUCCAGGCACCCAUCACACUGAAAGGAUUCCACAACUGA